Molecule: messenger RNA, 3304 nt
Organism: [Torrubiella] hemipterigena
Lineage: Eukaryota; Fungi; Ascomycota; Sordariomycetes; Hypocreales; Clavicipitaceae
Source: the annotation of a GenBank genome assembly
AUCAUCACCAGAUUACACAUAAUGUUUUUAACAAAGAGCCGCUUUGCUCUGAAACGUGCCUCGGUGCAAUUCACCAGAUGCCUCUCGACCCUUUCCAAUAAUACCCACAUUAAAGUUUUCCAAGAUGAAUCAUCACCAACUUCCCACAUCCUCACGCUCCUCAAUUCGUCCUCUUCAAAAUUGAAACGCCUAGCCAUCGGAACCUCGACGACGCUCCCGCCGACGCCGCAGUCCUUUACCGAGAACCCGACAUUCAAAGCGAUCCUGAACGAAGUACUUGUCGAACAUGGCCACAAAGAUGAGGAUGUCACGUCGCAGGCACGUGCACUAGCAAGCCCAGGCGGCUUCAAUUUGGGGUCAGGAGGCGCAUUCUUCCUCAAGCAGAACCAGCGUCGUGGCUCUUCGGCUAAAGAAGGCGCUGGCGGCGGCGCUGGCGGAUCAGGUGCUGGAGGCGCGAGCGCGCAGGGUGGUGCAGGAGGUGGUGGUAGAGGCGGUUGGGUUCAUCUAAGCGAUCGCCGGAACCCUCCCGACUUUGGUCGAAUUGCAUGGCCCGAAGAUAUCCUGGGGAGCGUAGAGGUCAACGAAUUGGGCGAUGUCGUCGGUACCCUUCAACCCAGCGGUACCUACCGAAUCGUGACAAAUGAGGGAAUCCUGGGUCUUAGCCCAUUUCUACACGCAAAGUUGUUGGCUAGGCUAGAGCAGGAGACAGCGAAGGAGUAGACGCACUAUCUUCGUGAAGGCGUCUGCUGCACCCACACACGUGUACAGUACAAUGUCAUUAUACAACAAAACACAAUUUCACUUCAAGCAUGUAGGGAUUCCCCAUUGAAUACGAAGUUUCGUCUAUUUUUGUUUAUUUCGAUUCAUAUACUAGGUGUCGUUUACAUCUUGACUGACAAAGAAAAUACGCAUUAUAAACCCGACAACAAUAUCCCAUUAUCCAUAUCAUCAAACACCUUUUAAUGGAACUGGUCCUCAGUCACACCGGCACCCAUGGCAGCUGUUGAGCUGACACCGCCGGUAACCAUCUUAAGAAGCUCAUCAGCGUAGUUGGCACCACUCCACUUCUGGUGCUUGACGACAUCGACACCCUGCUCCAUCUCGGGCUCCUGGACGAGCUCACCGUAGGCGCGCAUACCCUGAGAAGCGUAGGCGCUGGCGAAGCGGUCCGAGAUGAGCGCGGUGGUGUGCAGACCAGCGAGGGUGAUGAACUGCCAGCAGUAACCGAGCUCACCGAGGCGGCGGAUGUAGGUGCCCUGGUCCUCCUGGGACAUGGCGGUCUUCCAGUUGAAAGAGGGAGAGAGGUUGUAGGCGAGCCUAGGGAACAUGUUAGUUUGCUAUACAGAAAGUGCAAGACGAGGCUUGUUGGACUCACUUUUGCUCGGGGAGAACGGCGUGGACACCGUCAGCGAACUGCUUAGCCUGGGCGAAGUCGGGGAGCUUGCUCUCCAUCCAGACAGCAUCACAGUAAGGACCGUAGGCGACGGCACGGUUGAUGGCGCAGUCGCAGCCACCCUUGAGGCGGAAGUAACCCUCACGGGUACGAGGAGCGUCCCAGUCGAAGAAGACCUCGACACCAAGGCCCUUGGCGAUGGCGCGGGCCUGGUUGUUGCUCUUGCCCUUGGCCUGAGCUCUGUAGUCGGCAGCAGCCUGGACCUUGUCUGCAAUAGCAGACUUCUCGAUGGCAGCGACGACAGCAUCGUCGAAGCGCUGGAGGUUAGCCUGGGUCAGCCAGUUGUCCUCGAUAGCCUGGAGCUCGGCACCGAACUUGCCCUCCUGUUCAGCAGCGACCAUGAGGUCGUUGAGGGGCUGGAUGUCAGGGUUGGUGCUACCCAUGAUGAAGGCGUGGUCGCGGGGGUCGAUGGUGGAGGUGAUGAGGGUGGCAGCUUCAGCAUCGGUUCUGGCAAUAGCAACGAGGUCAGAGCCUAUGGGAUGGGUAAGUAUCACUGAACGUUUAGAGGCAAAUACGGUUGUUUGUGCUUACCCAUGAUGUCGGCCUGCGAACGGAUGGCAACGAGACGGUUGAUGUGCUCGCUGAUGGGGACAAGAACCUUGCCGGCCAUGUGGCCACACUUCUUGGUACCAGGAGCCUGGUCCUCAAUGUGAAUACCAGCAGCACCCUUCUCAACGAAGAGCUUGGUGAGCUUCAUGACGGCAGUGAGACCACCGUGACCAGUGUCGGCGUCGGCAACAAUGGGGCGGAGGUAGUCAAUGUUGGCAACCUCGCCGCGCUUCUCCUUGGGAGUAGUCAGACGCUCCUGGCGCUGCUUGCGGUCGUGGAAGAGCUGGGCCAUGAAGAGGUGGCCAACCUUGUUGGGGACAGUGGUCUACAAGAAGCAUGGUUAGAAACUAGACGACGGCUUUUGUCUUACACUCCUCUGGACUCACGUAGGGGUAAUCAGCCAAAUCAGGGCCGGGCUCAUCAGAAGACGAGGCAGUAGAAGAUGACUGCCAUCCAGAAACGUAGACGGUGUCAAGGUACUUGGCCAUCUGGGUGACCAUGGUGGGCUCAAGGCAGCCGUAAGUGUAAGAAGCAUCCUUGGUCUGUCAAAGUAAGAUGGUCAGUAUGUGCCUGUUUGCGCGUGGAAAUGGCACCAGUUGCCCAAUUGGGAGCACUGUCGCGUGCAGAGGCGCAAAGACUUACGGCGAACCGGUUCUCGAUAAUCUGCCACAGCUUCUUGGACUGGGCGUUACCAGGGUACUGAAUCUUCAAGUUACCACGCUUGGAGACAAUCUGCUCAGCGGUAAAGGGACGCUUGGUGUGGCGCCAGCGGGAGUCACUCCACCAGGCCUUGACCUCAGCAACCUCUUUGGCGAAGAGCUCGUCCUCGGUGUCAGGGUUGACGGCGACGUUGAUCAUGUUGUUGAACGCCAUCUUGUUGGAUUUCUGAGGUUAUUGUGAAUUCAAUGCGCAAAAGGGUCACAGUGAUGUCACUUGGAGGGGUAGUGGGGGUUUAUUGGAGGAGGAGAGAUGGCGGGGGAAUGAAGAAGACGAAGAGGGGAAGUUGGGGAUUGGAGAAGAUGAAAGAAGAAGAAGAAGAGAAGAAUCAGAAGGAGAAAAAGAGGUCGAAGGAGUCAUUGACGAUAUUAUAAACGAAACCACGCACAAGCUCCGGAAUCGCCCAGCCAGCAGGUAGACGCACCUCGGGAAAGCGUAAAGCGGGUCCCGGGUCUUGUCAUGGUGGCCUGCGUCUCACCACACACGCCACACACCCCAGGCCCCAUGUCUCCGGACUUUUCCUUAGUAGCAGCAGGUAUUAGCGGGCCAUUAGAAAAAAAUAAAGGGAUUAAAGAGGAAUAAUAG